Dictyostelium discoideum AX4 is the source of this 3357-nucleotide messenger RNA. RefSeq lists its product as hypothetical. NCBI's taxonomy places the organism in Eukaryota, Evosea, Eumycetozoa, Dictyosteliales, Dictyosteliaceae. The annotation marks the transcript as partial. The transcript is spliced from 5 exons. The record is from RefSeq and is a predicted model, not a curated record.
AUGAAAAAUAUAAAUAAUAAAAUUUUAAAGAUUUUUAUUCUUUUUUUAGCAAUAUGCAGUGUUAAAUCAGAUACAUGUCCAACAGAUUCAAAUUGGAGACCAACACCAGCAAGUUCCAAUUCACCAGUAUCUCCAGCUUUGCCAACCACUUCUUUAGCCUCUGAUAUUGUAUAUGGCGGUAAUGAUUUAUAUUACAUGGCCUAUUGGAGCAUGACCGACCCAAAUAACCUUCAACCAGUUAGUGAUGUUGAAAGUGAAUUCUCUAUUGCACUUCCAGCAUGGGCACCAGAUUACUUUUUAAUUGUUGCAAAACAAUCAGCUCCAGCCCUUAAAGCCAAUACUAAUUAUCAAUUUUCAUUUGAUUUCAAAUUAGGCCAAGUUUUGACUCAAGGUAUUACCUAUUCAAAUAUGACUCUUUCAUUCUACAAACCAGGUGAUAUUGAUUAUCUUUUAUGGAGUUAUAGAGCACCAAUGUAUUCUUUUACUUUUACCGGUGAUUUUUCAUCAACUACAUAUAAAAGUAAAACCAUUACUUUCAGUGUUCCAGUUGAUCUUGGUCUUUCAACUUUAAUUCUUCAAGUCAAUCGUUCAAGAGCAAUGGAUUAUGAUGAUACCACUAUUUUCUAUAAAAAUAUGAAGAUCACUGUUCCAUCUAAACCAGUAGUAGCACCACCAAAUUUAAUAACCAAAGAUUCUGAAUUAAUUAAUAUUCCAAAAGCAUCCGUUUCAUUAGAUCCACAAGAUUUAUCAACUUGUCCAUACCUUGCUUCUGAUUUAGUCCAUUGGCAUAAUCCAUCGACAUGGUCAAAUAAUCUCGUUCCACAACCAAAUGAAAAUAUUACAAUUCCAGCCGGAAAAAGAGUUUUAAUUAGUCCAUGUUCAAUUUCACAAACCGCAAUUUACCAAAGAAUUGUUAUUCCAGCUACAAGUGAAUUAAUUUUUGCUGAUUCAAAUUUAACAAUGAAUGUUAAAGAUAUCUUAGUACAAGGUAAAUUCAUUAUGGGAACUACAAAAUGUCGUUAUAAUGCUAAUAUAAAUAUUAUUUUCCAUGGUUCAAAAACAAAGGUUGAUACUAUUGCACCAUUUUAUGGCUCUAAAGGUAUUGCUGUAUCUGCUGGUGGUUUUAUUUCAGUUCAUGGUAAACAAUACCAUAAUUCAUGGACAAAAUUAGCAUCAACUGUUUGGUCAGGUGAUAGAAUUAUUUAUGUUCAAGAUAAUAUUAAUUGGGAAGUUGGCCAACAAGUUUUAAUAACAACAAGUCAAUUUAAAGAUGAAAUAGAUAAUCAAAAUGAAGUAUUAACAAUUAAAUCAAUAUUAGGAAAAGCUAUUGAAUUUACUACCCCAAUUAAAUUUUAUCAUUAUGGUGGCAAAGAAUAUCAAGCUGAAGUUGCUUUAUUAUCAAGAAGAAUUAUUUUCCAAGGUAAUGAUGAAUCUGAUCAAGAUUCAUUUGGUGGUCAUGUUUUAGUAUCUGGUGAAGGACAAUUUGCAGGUAUUCAAUUGAAAAAGAUGGGUCAAAGAAAUGUUAAAGCAAGAUAUCCACUUCACUUCCAUUUAGCAAAUGUUGUCCAAAAAUCUUAUAUCUCUGAUUGUGUUGUAACUAAAAGCUAUUAUCGUUGUUAUACUAUUCACGGUACAAAUAAUUUAACGUUAACUAGAAAUGUUGCUUUUGAUGUUAAUGGACAUUGUUAUUAUUUAGAGGAUGGUGUUGAAAUGGAUAAUACUUUAUCUUACAAUUUAGCUGCAUUUGUUCACACAAUUGGUGAACCAGCAGCAGGUGGUGCACAAACUGGUGAAACUUAUUAUGAAAAUGAAAAUCUUACUCAACCAGCAGAUUCAGCAGCUGGUGGAUUCUAUAUCACCAAUGCAUAUAAUACAAUUAUUGGUAACUCUGCAUCUGGUGGUUGGGCAGGUUUUAGUUUCCCAAAUCUUGAAAAACCAAUUGGAAAUCAUAAAAAUGUUGAAAUGGAACCACAAGCAUUUACAACUAAAGUAUUUGAAGGUAAUACAGCACAUUCAAGUGGCUAUCAAUGGAUUUCUGGUUCAUCAAUUUACGUUGGUGGAAAAUUAAUAACUGAUGAAGUAACUGGAUUAUUAGUUUAUAAUACAGGUAGACAUUCAAGACCAACAUGUAAAGAUGGUAUUUUUUCAUAUGAUUCAAGUACAUACCUAUGGAUGAGAUUUAAUAAUACUAAAGUAUAUUUAAGUAAUCUUGGUUUAGGACAUUGGGGUGAUCGUGUUGAAGUUGUUGGAUUAGAAGCAUAUGAUUCAAUGAGACCAGCAUCAUUAUUUGGUGCAGCAUGGUUAUCAAAUGCAAUUGUUGAUGGUUAAACCGGCAAUAUUCUUAGUAAAUCACAAUCAUACAAUAGACAAGGAUUCCAAUUUUAUGAUACCUACGUUACAACUAUCCUCUCUCAUAUUACAUUUAGAAAUUUCAUUCAAAAUCCAACUUCUGUUUAUCCAGAUGAUGAUAAUGUUGUAAUUAUCGCCUUGACAUUCAGUGAUCUUUAUAAACCACAAUUCAUUUCAUCAACGAUUAAUAUCACCCUUGAAAAUAUUUUACCAGCACAAAUCAUUGGUCAUAAGAUCGUUCCAGAUUCAGGAUCAUCUAGAUUCUUUAAUUUCAUCGAUUGGGAUGGUUCAUUAGUUGGUACACAUGUUCCAACUAUCGUUGGUUCACAUGAAAAAUGGUGGUCCUACGACGAUAGUAAAUGCACAUACAACAAUGACUGGACCAUUUGGGUAUGUCAAAAAGGUAGCAAAUCCGUUGGUAAUAUCGAAUUUUGGGUACCAAAUUUAAUUAUUCGUGGUGAACAAAACGAAGGUGAUUCAUUCGUUGGUAGUGUUAGUUUAUUCGGUGAUGGUAUCACUGAUGUUAGAAAGACAGCAAUCACCCGUAAUGCCGGUAUCACUGGUAUCACUAGCACAGGCUGGAUGUUAUGGUUAGAUGGUGGUUCACCAACCUAUUUACAAGUUUGGGCUGCCCAAGUCGCCUAUCAACAAUAUAUCUUUUUGGCAAUUCCAUAUCCACCAGGUACAACAUUCACCAUUUCAACUGAAAAUAAAUGGGCUUGGCAAAAUGCUUAUGGUUUCAAUUGUACUCUUGCUUCAUCUGCUGCUGAAGUUAGAAGUAGUAAUGGAACCAAAUACUAUUUCGAUCAAACUCAUUUAUUCGUUAAAAUUGUUAACCCAGUUUUAACAGGUUCUCCAGCUGAAUCUUUCAAUAGAGGUGGUGCUAAAAUUGAUGACGUUUAUUGGGAAUACAUUUACCAUAUCAAUGCUACAAAUCCAAAUGUUUCUCCAAAUCAAGAUGGUUUCUAUACAAAUUUAUCUUAUACUUUACCUUCUUCAACUUUAUAA